GUACGUGUGUGUGCGUGUGUGUGUGUUUGUGUGUGUGUGCGCGUGUGCGUGUGUUUGUGCGGUCCGGGUGUGCAUGCAUGCAUGUAUUUGUAUAUAAAUGCAGCAUAAAGUGGCUCCAUGACAGUGCAGAAAUACUUUCCCUAUUGCAGUGCCAGCCUUAAAAAGACAUGCAUGUAAACACUGAGGAGACGGAGAGGACAGGAUAAGAAGAGGUGGGGAAAAAGAAGGCACAGACAGAAAGAGAACACAGGACAGAGACACAGACCAAAAGGAGAGAGAGAGAGAAAGAGAGAGAGAGCACUUAGGACAGAGACACAAGCGAAAGGAGAGAGACAGACAGAGAGAGAGGGAGAGGGGGAUAGAUAGAGAGUGACAAAGAGACAGAGAAGGUAAUGCAGACCAGGGAGAGAGGGCAACUCCUGCUCCCUGAUGGAUAAAUCUGAGUGCGGGGUAUCCAGAGAUGUCUGGCAUGGCUCUGCCUAGAACACUGCACUAGUGGUGGAGGGGGAUGAUGAACAUGAUGGCACUGCUGACGUUUCUCCGUCCGAACGCUGGAGGUUCCCCACAGAUGCUUGGUUGAUGUGCUGACGCGUACAAGUCCUGUCCUUUUGAGGAGAAGGAAGACACCGAGCUUCUUUAUAUGGUAAUCCUGGACCCAAGACUGUCAAGGAGUUUUUGCGGUCAUCCUUGGCCUGCUCAAAGCUAACCCGGUGGAGCAGCCUCACUUCCGCCUUCUCUGCCCAGUCCAACACACUGAGUGUGAUGGAUGUGCUGAACCUGUGGAACGACGACCCGGAGGAGGUUCUGCUGGACCUGGGCUUCGGGGCGGAGGUGCCGGACAUCACAGGCCGCAUCCCCUCGCGCUUCAUCAACCACCAGUCCAAGGCCCGCGGCAUCAACCUGGACGUCUUCCUGGAGGCCCAGAAGAACCGCAUGGACCUCGAGAACCCGGACGUCAGAAGUCGAUUCAGGCAGCUGGAGGUUCUCCAGCAGGUCACCACAGCCUUCAACUCCCUGGUGGGAGGAGGAGGAGGAGGAGGAGGAGGCGUGGGGGGAAGUGUCUCCGGCUCCCACGCCGCCCCGGCCAACAUGUCCCCAGAAGCCCGGGAGAAGCGCAAGCGCAUGGGCAUGCUGCUGCGCCGGGCCUCCAAGAAGACCCUGUCCCAGGCCAGGACCUCCCAGGACGUCCUGUCUCCUCCAGCAGCACCAGCACCAGCACCACAGGCCAGCCCUGGAGGAGCCCAGUCAGCCACCACGGCCAACCCUGAGGUGCCCGGCUCACCGGUCCACAUGCCCGUGUCCGUACCCGUGUUCUCAUCAGACAAGCGCGGUGGCCUGAAGCGCUCCCGGUCAAGCCUGGUGGAGAACGGCUGCCUGACGACGCUGGUGGAGGAGCAGGGGAGUCUGGGGGAGAGCUCGGAGGUGGAGGUGCAGGCUGAGGAGGUGGAGGUGCAGGCUGAGGCGGUGGGGGUGGGGGUGGUGUCCACACCAGGCCCCCAGGAGAGCCCCGUGAGGCUUAGGGGUCACCGGGAGCUGAGAGGCCUGGGAGCGCAGCCUGCGGUCAGGAAGAGAAGCCCUGGGGAACCCAUGGAGUCUUUCGAGCUGGAGGAGAUCCAGAGCUUUGAUGAGGGCAGCCUGGCAGGAAGUGUCAGUGGGGCGGCAGAUGGCAUAGGUGAGAGCGAGCAGGGGUUCCUGUCCCAGACUGGGUCCUACCUGGCCAGAACUAACAGCUGCCAGUCCGACAGCAGUGGGUUCCUGGAGGAACCCUUCAUCCCAGCCUACUCCCAGGGACCCUGCCCUGGCCCAGAACUCAUGAAGGCACUGAACGCCCUCUCCGACAGCACAGACAGCCAGGGAACGGUGAGAGGAAGUGAGGACCGCUCCCCAACCUCCCCAACCUUCCCUACCUCCUCCACAUCCACCUCCAUCUUCACCUCCCCGUCUCCCGCAUGUGACCCAGAGCAAGGGGAUCCUUCGACAUCCGACCCACCCGAGCCGCCCCCCACAACCCCCCCUGCUGACGGGAGUCCACAGCUGGUCUCUGACCCCUCCACUGGUCCCUCUCUGGAUGCCGCUGCCGAGGCCGGGGAGGAGGACGCGGGGACCAUGGGAGCCUCCCAGUGCUGCGAGAGCGAAGGGGAAGGUGUCCCCUGUGCAGAUGCUCAACCUGGAUGUUGCUGUUCAGAGAGCGGAGAUGGUACUGGCACUGAUGGAGACACGGUAGGCAGUGACAACGCAGCCGGCCAACAGAGCAGAGAUGGUACUGCUGGCACUGAGGAUGUCACAGCAUGCAGUGACAACCCAGCCGGCCAGGCGGGAGGAGGAGGAGGAGGAGGAGGGCAAGCGUUAUCUAAUGUGGGUAGCGGACAAGAGCAGCACUCCAUGGACUCUGCAAUCAAUAAGCAAAUGCUAGCUGAGGCAGCUGACAGUAGGGCAAUAGUCAGUGAACAAACGGCGGCUUGUGAAGUAAGAGAUAGUGUAUUUGUAUGUGAAAAUGCUGAAGGAACAAUUAGUGAUGAAGCAGUAAAUGCUUUUAUGAGUGUAAAUGUAACUUGUGUUGAAACAGUUGAGGAAGUAGUGGUGGUAAGUGCAAUAAGCGAAGAGAGGGUGAGAGACAGUGCUGUCAAUGGUGAGGUGGCUAGUGAGCAUGUUGUGACUCUUACAGAGCAUGUGCAGUGUGAAGGUGUGGUUAGCAAGGAAACGGUAGGUGAGAAUGCUGCAAGUGAACGUGUUGCUGACAGUUUAACCGAUGGAGCUAGCAAGCAAGUAGUGAGUGAAUGUGAGAAUGUUAUCAAUCAAGCUAGUAGCAGAGACACACGGACACACGGGUUUUAUGAACACUCUUCUGAACACAUUGAAAACACAGAGCACACAGUAGGGGUUGGAGAUGACACCACAAACUCUUCUCAGCUCACUAUAGCCGUGGAGAAGAUAGUUAUUUUACAUGACCAUCAGCAGGCUUCUGCUGAGAAACUGUUCAGUUCACAACCCGCUUACUCAGAACUGGAGACACAAUCACACACCAAUGACACCCCAAACGUUGGCGGCGCUCACAGCUCCACCACAGAAACAUCUCCACCACUAUCAGACUCUGGUGAACUUCACGGUGACUCACUCGUAGCACAAAGCAGUCCUGUAGUUCCUGUGGAACCUUCUAGGCCUGCUGAGAGGCCGUCUCCACACCUUGGCCGUUCAGUGUCCGUGUCGGUGCAGAUGCGUUCAACCCUCGCUCCCAUCUCCCGCACGUCCACCUGGAGAGGAGGUCCCUCCACCGAGACCGCGACCCACCCCAGUGAUGUCACACAGAGACGGGCCUCGUUCUCCAGGAGGGCCUGGUCUGAGGCGGAGGUCAUCCACCACACACCGCCCCAUAAUAAGGUCUCCACACCCCAGACUCUAGCCAUUGAGAUCCCAGAGCUGGCGCCUUCUUCCCCGGCUUACUCGUGGCACUCCCAGGAGAGUGGGCAUGGAGGACUGGAGAGGUUCCGGAAGCGCUCAGUGUCCCUAGAUACGGGGUUGUCGUGGGAGGACGGCGACGGUCGUCUGGAUGGCGUGAUGAUGGCAGGCACGCGAGCCUGUCUGUGCUCCUGCCAGUGCUGUGCCCAACACGGUGCCCACAUGCGUCUGGCAGAGUCGCCCUCCACUUUCCCAUACUCUCUUGACCAACUGGAGGACAUGAUGCGUGGGGUGAAGAGGUUCCGCGGCAUCCUGACGGAGAUCGAGGAGUCCCUGGAUCACGAGCAAGCCCUGGUGUACGAGGACCUCACCACAUCUGACAGGGAGGAAGUGAGGGACGUGCUGGAGCUCAGGACAGCUGUCAAACAGGAAGCACGGGAACUAGAACUGCAAUUGGCCGAUCUGGUCCAUCACUAUGACGACAGCUUCAAAAUGAAGAUCAACAGGCUUCUGGAUGAGCAAUCCCACCUCUGCUCUCAGCUGAAGAUAAACCCCUCAGAUUGGCUGGGCUCUCCUCCUCCUCCUCCUCCUCCUGCCUCCCCCAGUAGAAGUGUGGGCGUCCAGUGCAGCCUGAUGCCCUCGACAGACACCGCCACGCACACACACCUCCCUCAUCCUGCAGAGACAAGCUCCAACACUAAGCAAGGCAAGCUGGACUUCGUAGGGUUCAUCCAAAAUGUGAGAGUCUGCCCUCAAAAUAAAGCUGAAGAGUUCUGUUCAUCAGACCAUCAUUAAUUACUCACUGGAGUGAAGAGCACUGAACUUACUGAUGAGCGGCAAAGACAACUUGAAGAAUUCUACUCUUGAACUAAUUUAUUUAUUUCCGACGAUGGUCUUCAUCCUCCCACUGUUGUGUUACCCCUCGCCAGGACACGAGCACAGCGAGAGGGAGAGGGAGAGGGAGAGGGAGAGAAAGUGUUCAGCCUGAGUCUAAUAAAACUAACCUAAAAAGCAG
Engraulis encrasicolus (European anchovy) is the source of this 4411-nucleotide messenger RNA. It is a transcript of the gene itprid1, whose product is annotated as ITPR interacting domain containing 1. Gene Ontology annotation, molecular function: signaling receptor binding. The transcript has 13 exons. The coding region runs from base 763 to 4191 and encodes 1142 amino acids. The record is from RefSeq and is a predicted model, not a curated record. Lineage: Eukaryota; Metazoa; Chordata; Actinopteri; Clupeiformes; Engraulidae.